This is a messenger RNA of Paralichthys olivaceus (Japanese flounder), 2131 nucleotides long. RefSeq names its product prostaglandin E synthase 2-like (gene ptgesl). Gene Ontology annotation, cellular component: mitochondrion. The record is from RefSeq and is a predicted model, not a curated record. Gene Ontology annotation, molecular function: prostaglandin-E synthase activity. Lineage: Eukaryota; Metazoa; Chordata; Actinopteri; Pleuronectiformes; Paralichthyidae.
UGGGACUUUAUGUAAACCCAACAUGGCGGCCCUCUGCACCAGAACACUGGGUAAGGUCGGCUGGUCCCUGCUGGAGUCUCCGGGGGUCCGCCGGCCCGGCACCGUCUCCUCUCUGGCGGGGAACUUGAGCUCAUUCGGGUCCCGGAGGUCGUUCGGUACCGGCGGCUCCGGGUUCCGGUCCAAGCUGCUCUCCCUGCGGGGAGCAGGAGGCAGAGCGCUGGGCUGCGCCUUCCUGCUCGGUGGAGGUCUGGGUCUCUAUCAGUCUGUGAAGAUGUCUGUCCAACAACACCUGGCCCAGGGGGACACCAAGGCUCCAGCUGCAGGUCUGAAGUUGACUCUGUACCAGUACAAGACGUGUCCCUUCUGCAGCAAGGUGCGAGCGUUCCUCGACUUCUACGGGCUGCCGUACGAGAUCGUGGAGGUGAACCCGGUGAUGAGGAAGGAGCUGAAGUGGUCGACCUACAGGAAGGUGCCCAUCCUGAUGGUGGCGGAUGACGUGCAACUGAACGACUCGUCCGUCAUCAUCAGCUCCAUCAGGACGUAUUUAAUCAGCCAGGACAAAAGUAUAUCUGACAUCCUUCGCUGUUACCCGGAGAUGAAGUCGGUGAACGACAGCGGAAAGGAGGUGACGGAGUACCUCAACAAGUACUGGCUGAUGCUGGGCGAAGCUGAGAUCACCGACAUUUACCCUGAGAAGGGGAUGCAGAAAGAGGAGAUGAAGUGGCGCCAGUGGGCUGACGAUUGGCUCGUGCACCUCAUCUCUCCGAAUGUGUACCGAACCACCGGCGAGGCCCUGGCCUCCUUCGACUACAUCGUGCGCGAGGGCAAGUUUGGCAAUUUUGAAGGUUUCUUUGCCAAAUACGUCGGCGCUGCGGCCAUGUUCCUCAUCGCCAAGAGGCUGAAGAGUCGACACAACCUGCAGGACGACGUCCGGCAGGAUCUGUACAAGGCCGUCAACGACUGGGUGGCGGCCAUCGGCAAGAAGAGGAAGUUCAUGGGUGGAGAUCAUCCCAACCUGGCAGACCUGGCGGUGUUCGGCGUCCUCAGAGUGAUGGAGGGCCUGCAGGCGUUUGACGACAUGAUGAAGAACACCAAAGUCAAACACUGGUACAGACACAUGGAGAGAGAGACGCUCAACCACGGGGGUCGAAACUGAAGCUGAGACGCCGAGGCGGCUUCCAGCCUCUUUAACAAAAACAAAAUGAACGUUGACCAGCGUCCCGGGAGUGACGAGUCCUGCUUCAGCUGCGUGAGAGAGCGGUCGCUGCCGCCUUUUACCAUUUCCUGCUCGACACACGCGAAUUUAAACCUGAUGAUUUGUAAGAAGGAGUAGAUAAAGACAUCACACCUGAGAAAUCUGUGUCAUCACAUGUUUAAUUUGAGACGGAACCAUUGUUCACUUAAGGACAUCUGUGACCUCUAGUGGUGAACGGUUGGAACUGCCACGUUAAGAAACCUAUUUCUGCUAUUUGAAGGCACUUAACGAACACAAUGAAGUCAGAUUACACGUGAAGGAGUGAGUCAAUUAUAUUUCUGAGGAAGAAACUGAUGAUGAAAUGAUUUUUACGUUUCCAGGCCUUGAUUGGUUUCUGAAAAAAAUCGAUUUGCUCCUGAUGUGAUUUGGGAACCGUUUGUUUUUUUCCCCUCGUAAUAUUUAUGGAACAAAACAUCUCUCUGCCGCACAAAUCCAUUUUCAUUUCUCCAGAUUUUCCUCGUCAUAAACAUUAACUCUCAAACUCUUCUGAAAAGAAGAGUUGAAAACUGUUCGUCCUCAUUAAGAGAAGCUCAGUCUGAGGAAACGUUUAAAAAGACGACCAUUAGGAAUUUUGUUUUCAGUUCGAGCUCAAUCGAUUUUAAUUAUAAAACUGAUUUUUCUGAUUUUCUUCUUUGUUCAGUAGUUUUGUCGUCUCCCUGUAUUUAUUUCAGAUGAUUUCUUUAGUCUGUGGAACUGACACAGGAUCAGUCUGGCAGUGAGGAAUCAAUAGGCUGAGCUUCUCUGUGGUGACCUGGUAGUUUGAAUGUCUUCACUUUGCAAACGUGUCGGCUGCAGAUUCACGUCUGAUUGAACAAUUAAGACCAACUCAGUGUGCAGAGCUGGAAAAAGAUACAAUAAUAAAAAAGGAAAGCUGGG